This is a messenger RNA of [Candida] anglica, 2418 nucleotides long. The record is from the annotation of a GenBank genome assembly. Lineage: Eukaryota; Fungi; Ascomycota; Pichiomycetes; Serinales; Debaryomycetaceae.
AUGUUGGACUUUUCCAAUGCUGAUUUUGAUGUCAAUAUUCUUCAAGACCCUGUAGAAUCUCCGGUUAUUGAACUUACUUUUCCGCUUCCCACAGAUCAUGAAACUUAUGUAGAACUCGACGGGAAUGAGAAAGUUGCUAAUACUUGGGCACUUUUCCAAAAUUUUGUACAUUUCUUCACUGGGAUCGAUUGGGAUCACAUUUAUAAAAAUAAUGAAUAUCGUUACUCAAUCAAUAAAUAUUCUCCAGAAUUUAAUAAGAAGCUGGAAGAAUACAUGAGAAAUCGCCUUGAACACACAGAUGAAAAACUUGAUGAAUUAGUAGAAUCCUUAGUAACUAAGGAAAUUCAACUCAAUUUGAUUCCAGGGAAAGAUUUCCAUAAAAGAUUUAAAGAGGUUAAAAAAUUUAUGGUUGAUUAUUAUAUGAGAGAAAAUGCCAAAAAUCUACCACAAUUCACUCUGAGAGGACAUCUUAGAAUUUUUUAUAUAACGAUUAUGGGGAUAAUGAGGAAGAUGUUCCCUAAUGGUGUUUGGUGUAAUCGGGAACAACUCUCAAAGCUUUAUAAACAGUACUUGAAGGAUCCAAUGUCAAUAAUAUUCCUCCCAAAUCAUCAAUCCCAUAUAGAUUACAUUAUUUUACAUUUGAUUGCAAUUAGGUUUCAAAUUUCCACUCCAACUGUGAUUGCUGGAGAUAAUUUAAAUGUUGCCGUCUUUGGUGGUAUUUUGAAAAGUUUAGGUGCCAUAUUUAUUAAAAGAUCUUUUAACAAUGAAUUAUAUACUGAGAGAAAUUUGGCUAAUUAUAUUGAAUUUACUUUGUUAAAUAAGAUUCAUUUUGAGGUCUUUAUCGAGGGAACUAGAUCAAGAGAUGGGAAACUUCUUCUACCAAAAUAUGGGAUUUUGAAAACUUUAACAAAUAUUUAUCUUAAGCAAAGAGAAGAAGAAGAGAAUAACGAAUUUGAUCUUCUUAUGCAACCAUUAUCAAUCACUUAUGAAAGAAUUUAUGAAGCUGAUGGAUAUUUGAAUGAACUUAUGGGUAAGGAUAAAAAACAAGAAUCAGUUACAACUAUCUUCAAAAAUGGUAUUACACAUUUUUUCUCCCCAGCACAAUCAUAUAAUCACGAAAAAUUAGAAUCUCAUAGUAUUACAUACAACAAGGGAAGCUAUGAUAAUUCAACUAAGCAUUUACAUGGUAAAAUCUUUGUGAAAUUGGGAAAUUUCUUCAAACUAUCCGAAUUUAUUGAAGAUGAUUUAAAAAAUACCAAUGUUCCACUUGAUUUAAUUCCUGGAUCCAAAGUAAAUUUAAAGAAAUUGGGGUUUAAAAUCUUACACGAAAUCAACCGGGCACUGUACUUACCAGAGGUAUCAAUUAUUGGGAGUUCACUUAAUACUUAUUACAAUUUAAAUAAACUGACCCGCUUUCCAAUUAGCCUGUUGAUUCCAACUAUGAGACUUUUAAUGGAUGCAUUCCAAAGGGAAGAAACGGCCGCAAAUAAUAAAACCAAUAUGCAACAUUUAUCAAACUUAUCGAACAAUUCGGAUGAAGACUUGAUACAAGUUGUCAAAGAGCAAGUUCCUCAAUUUUUCAGAGACAUUAAGGUGAAUUUAAUCACCAAUGAAAUUAUCAUAGAUGAUUCAAUGGAACUCUUAUAUUAUAAAAAUUUAACAGUUCAUAUAAUUAUUCACAAGAGUUUAGCAAGUUUUAUCUUGUUGAGUAUACCAAAUGAAAUGAGGUCUGCUAAUACGAUACAUAAGAUGUUUUAUAUCUUUACUGGAUUUUUAAAGAAUGAGUUUUUAUUUGACUAUGAUUAUAACCCAGAACAUCAAUUGAGUAACAUCUUGGAAAGUCUUAUUGAAUUGAAUAAAAUUAGUAAAGACUAUAAAAUCAUUGAUUACCAAUAUUUGAACUGUUUUAGUGAAGUUGUGAAACCAUUUUUAGAAUCAUAUCUGUUAUGUAUAUACAACAUUCAUGAGAUCAUUACCACGUUUAAUGAAAAGAAUGGAAUUAUUGACUUCAAACAAUUACUUAUUGAUGAUAAGGGAAUUGAUUUCCCUCAUACUAAAUCGUUGUUGAAAUUAAUUCAAUCAAAGCAGAAAUCAAAGAAAUUGGUUCAUAUUGAGUCUACUAACAAGCAAUAUUUGUUGUCAUGCUUAUACUAUUUGAACAAUCUACAAUUGAUUGAUAUAAUUAAAAACAAGGCUAGAACAAAGGCGUACGUGGUGAUUACAAACGGGAAAGAUUUACUAUUUGUUUACAAAUUCUUACGCGGAUUAUUAAAUGGAGAUGAUACAAUAACUAACAUUUCUGUUGGGUAUAUGAUUGAUAUUAUCGAUAAGAAUUUUGAUAGAAAUUUUGAAUUGGCACCCGCUGACUCAAAGGUAAUUGCUAGCAUUGCUGAUGUUAAAUUGAGAAGUCGUUUAUAG